Messenger RNA from Cimex lectularius (bed bug), 2124 nucleotides. Its product is annotated as BTB/POZ domain-containing protein 2-like. The record is from RefSeq and is a predicted model, not a curated record. Gene Ontology annotation, biological process: neurogenesis. Gene Ontology annotation, molecular function: protein binding. The coding region runs from base 233 to 1342 and encodes 369 amino acids. NCBI's taxonomy places the organism in Eukaryota, Metazoa, Arthropoda, Insecta, Hemiptera, Cimicidae. The transcript has 7 exons. Gene Ontology annotation, cellular component: cytosol.
UCAAUACAAAAAAAGAAAAACAAAGACUAGUACAAGAAAUAAAUGCAAGGCAGUAGUGGGGGAGCGCGCAAAGUCCGCAUGCGCUUCUAUUCUCUCGCUUCUCCCUCGCUUCUGAGCCUCUCAGUGGUCCGGGUGAACACAUGCUGGUCGCUAACCAAGGAGGUGUCGGCCAAGGAUCAGAGACCUUAAUGAGAUCAUCGAGGGUGACUUAGUUACCGCUCGGAGGAGAAGGAUGUGCCCAAGCGAGAAUCCGUCGAGCUUCCAGCCACUGCAGAACAGACUGUUCGACAGGGAGGCAGGCAGCGAUGUCACCUUCCUCGUCGGCCACGGUCAAGACAUGUGGCGAUUUCCCGGUCACAGGAGUGUCUUGUCAGAGGCGAACCCAGUUUUUAAAGCGAUGCUGAAUUUCCACGCAUCAUCGCCGGAAGGAGUGAUCCCUAUCGGUGACGUAGAAGGGAAAGCUUUCGAUUUGUUGCUGAGGUAUUUGUAUAAGGAAGACGUUCAUAUACAGAGCGUGUCGACGGCUUUGUCGACGCUCUAUGCUGCGCAGAAGUACCUGUGCCCCGGUCUUAUGAGGCACUGCAUCUGCUACCUGGACCAGUCGCUGGACGUGAACAACGCUCUCCUCAUAUUCGUCCACAUACGUUUUUACACGGGCCAGUCUAAGAAGGCGAGCGCGCCUCCGAUGGAGCACCUCGACCUGCCCCCGGACCAGGACUUCGAAGACAUGGCGACCCUGUGCAAGUCCCUCUUGCACAACUGCCUCCUUUUCAUCGACAACAACGCCGCACAGAUACUCGUACAGGAAGGGCUCGAGGACCUUCCGAAAGACUCCCUGUGGGAGAUCGUCGAAAGGGACACCCUCAACGCUCCGGAGCACAUCAUCUAUGCCGCCAUUGAAAGAUGGUCGAGUUUAGAAUGCAAAAGGUUAUGUCAGGAACUGUCGCCGGACAACUUGAGAUCGAUACUCGGCGAUGAAAUACUCUUCUCCGUUAGAUAUUUACUGAUGACCCAGAGGGAAUUUUUCGAAGGGCCGAUGCGAGGGAACCUCUUGACCAAGGCCGAAGUGACCGCCCUCUUCGAACACCUUCACAAAAUGCCGGUCACCUUUGUCCCAGGUACUACCAUCACGGAGGAAAGGCUGAAAAAGUUCCGGGAAAAACGCCGCCCUUCGAGAGUGUCGAGGAUCCAACUGGGAAAAAAGCAAUCGGAGGACAAGAAAAAGUGGAAAGAGGUCAAGAAGAAGAAAAAAAAGAACGACAAAGAGAGCUCGUCGAAAACGUGCACCGGAACUUGCGUUUUCGACUAUUUCUUCCGAGCUCUGGCCUGCAUAUUAGACUAAAAUCGAAUCACGUAGUUCGGGACAAUUUUUGAACCCUAGAACGGCCAAAAACUCUUCCCCGACCAAAAAAGAACACCAAACCCUAGGGGGUCUAAUGUCUUUAGCAAACCGUCUCGAGAGACUUUAAAAGAGCUUUAGUUACAAAAUACCUUUUAUCUAUUGGGGAAAAAAAGAUGUUUAAACAAAAAUUCAUACUAUAAAAGUAAAUAUUUUCUAGAAGAUGUUAUCGCAUGUUCACGUUAUAUUUUGUAAAAGAUUUAUCGGAAAAACAAUCCGAAUUUUGUUUUUUUAUUCAGAUCAGCCCGGUACAUAAAACAAGUACCAAGGUUGGAUUUUCACAGAAAAUCCCAGUACUUCCUUAAACGGCAGACGCCAAGCUUCUGCCAGAAAGAAAAAUAAAUUCUAUAUUAAAAUUUUAUUUGGUUUAAAAACCAUGUUGUUCGAAUUAUAUAUUCUAAAAAAAAGAACAGUGCAGGACACUUAUUUAUUUUAUAAAAAAUUUAAAAAAUUUAUUUUCAGGUUAUUAAUUGACCCCGGUGAUUGAACAAAAAAUCGCUUUAUCGAAUAAAAAGAAUAACAUGUAAAUAAGGUCUAGUCAUAUUUUAUAGAUUUUUUUUUUUAUAAUUUAAUGUUAAAACGCUUAUUGGAAUAGUGAUAUCGCCUUAUGUGAAUUUAAUAAAUGUCAUUUUAUUUAAAUAAUUGUUGAUUUAUGAAAGCCGAUGUGGACUAACUCCUGUGGUUUGUAGGUUUAAAGAAAUGUUUAAUAAAUAUUUUUUAUGUUU